Messenger RNA from Cuscuta campestris, 1806 nucleotides. The record is from the annotation of a GenBank genome assembly. NCBI's taxonomy places the organism in Eukaryota, Viridiplantae, Streptophyta, Magnoliopsida, Solanales, Convolvulaceae.
CUAAACAAAUUCUAAUCAAUAUAUUUUCAUAUUUAAACGUUUUUCUUAUAUAACGUGGAAAUCAAACGGUAAAAAAAUUUAAAAAAAAAACCUUUUUGGUAAAAUUUUGGAAUUGAUGGGGUAAUGUGGAAAAUAAUCAAAGGGCAUAAUAUGGAAUUUUAAAAAAUCAAAACUCUAACAGAGCAAUUUGAUAUCGCCGGAAAUGGCCGCCUCGUCGCGCGCUUUCCUCUCCAUAGCCAGCCGCCGUUCAGCAACCAAAUCCUCCUCCUCCAGAAUACUCUCUCUCGCUUCCGCAGAGCCUUCGGAGCUCCAGAUCGACGACGAUGCGGUCACCGCCGUCUGCAACUCCCUCCGCCGACGCCACACCUGGGAAACCCUAUCGAAGGAACUCAAUUCCAUCAAUCUCACGAGCUCACUUGUCAGGAGAGUCCUCCUCAACCUCAAAGACACUUCCAAUGCAACGAAAGCUCUGAAUUUCUUCCACUGGUCAGGAAAAUCCGCCAGAUUCAACCAUGGCGUUCUGACCUAUUGCAUCACCAUUCACAUUCUCGCCAAGGCCAGGCUCGUAAAGGACGCCAAGGCAUUGCUCGAGUCGGUUUUGACCAAACCGGGUAAUUCUGAUGUUUUUACAGUUCUUGAUUCACUGCUCGAAAGUUACGAAUCCAUUGAUUCUGUGCCAUUUGUGUUUGAUCUGUUCGUCCAAGUUUGUUCUAAGCUGAGACUUUUAGAUAGAGCUUUUGAUGUUUGUAAGUGCUUAGAUGAAAAUGGAUUUCUUCUUAGCGUUGUUAGCUAUAACACUCUGCUUCAUGUGCUGCAAAAAUCCAAGAACCAUAGAAUGGUUUGGGAUGUAUAUGGUCAUAUGAUUGCAAAAAGAGUAAACCCUAAUCAAACCACUGUCGAAACCAUGGUUAGUGCUCUCUGCAAAGAAGGGAGGCUGCAAUGGUUUGUGGAUCUCGUGGGUAGGAUUCACGGGAAGAGAUGUGGGCCCGGGGUGGUUGUGAACACUCGCUUGAUCCAUGGGAUGAUAGAAGAUGGGAGAACCGAAGAAGGGUUAGUGCUGUUGAAGAGAAUGCUGCAGAAGAAUAUGAUAGUUGAUACGGUUUCAUACUCUUUGGUUGUUUUCGCAAAGGUGAAGAUGGGUGAUUUGGAUUCGGUGUGGAACACAGUGGAUGAUGCCAUCGUGUUGGCGCGCGAAAUGGAAAAAGUCGACAUGAAACCGCUCCUCGAGACAUUCAAUAGUCUCCUAAAGGGGUGUUCGAACUCGGGAAGGGUAAACGAAAGCUUGGGUUUUUGCAAGAAAAUGGUGCAGAUAGGGUAUGUUCCUAGCCCUUGGGCUUUCAACGUAAUGACAGAAAAGCUCUGCAAAAAUGGCAUGGCGAAGGAGGCCGACCAGAUGUUGACUGUCCUGUUAGACAAAGGGUUUGUUCCGGACGAAAACGCUUACUACCAUCUUCUUGCUGGUCAUGCCAAGGAAGGUGACAUUGAAGGGGCACUCAAGCUUUAUUAUGAGAUGGAGUACAGGUCAAUCUCUCCCAACUCUUCUUGUUUUACUUGGCUGAUAAUUGGCCUUUGUAAAGCUGGGAGACUGAGUGAAGCAGAGAAAUUUUUGUGUUUAAUGAAAGCAAGAAGUUUAACUCCAAGUUCUGAUCUCUGCAAAUUGUUGAUUUCUUGCCACUUGGAGAAGGGUGAUCAAAGUAGAGCUGAUCAGCUGUAUAGAGAGAUGAUAUGAUCGUGAAUAAAUAAGGUUUUGAAUGUCAAAAUUGGCUCCUCAAAUUAAUAUAAAUAGAAUGAAUGUACUUGUUUUGA